This is a messenger RNA of Coccinella septempunctata (seven-spotted ladybird), 1506 nucleotides long. Its product is annotated as ADP-ribosylation factor-like protein 13B. Gene Ontology annotation, molecular function: GTPase activity; GTP binding. Lineage: Eukaryota; Metazoa; Arthropoda; Insecta; Coleoptera; Coccinellidae. The record is from RefSeq and is a predicted model, not a curated record. The transcript has 3 exons. Gene Ontology annotation, biological process: non-motile cilium assembly; receptor localization to non-motile cilium. Gene Ontology annotation, cellular component: non-motile cilium; ciliary membrane. Bases 124 to 1356 code for a protein of 410 amino acids.
UCAUCUAAUCUAUGCACAUGUCAUUGUGAAAAUUAAAUUGCAAACAAACAACAAACUUGGAAAUAUUUUUGAAUGUUCUAAUUUGAAUGUUACUCCUAUUAAUAAUGAGAUCUAAAAGCUGUCAUGGGAAAUGCAUGUUGCGUUAAAAAGAAAGAAAAGAAAAAAAUUGUCCUACUUUUGGUGGGACUAGAUAAUGCAGGAAAAACCGUUGCUGCAAGAGGUUUGGCAGGCGAAUCAAUUAAUGAUGUUAUUCCUACUGUAGGAUUUCAUUCUGUUAAAAUAAGUUUUAAAAAUUUCGUUGUGAAAGUUUAUGACCUGGGAGGUGCAGCUAAUUUUAGAGGUCUAUGGCCAAAGUAUUUCGUUGAUGCAUAUGGAAUCAUAUUUGUAGUUGAUUCAAGUGAUAUUGAUAGGCUAGAUGAAGCAAAAGAGGUUUUGGAAUCAGUAUUAUCGCAUGAAAAAGUGACAGGUAAACCAUUAUUGUUUUUAGCAAACAAGCAAGAUGAUGAGAAUGCUCUAGAUGAAAUUGAUCUUCAUGAGAAACUGAAUCUAGAGGAUAUGGUGAAUACAUAUCAUUGUCCAACCUUAGUUGAAUGCUGCUCAGCCACAUAUUCAGGAAAAAAAGCUAAAUUAGAUUCUGGAAUAUUGAAUGGAUUCAUAUGGUUAAUGAGUUUUAUCGAUAAGAAUUAUGAAGGAUUACAUACUAGGGUGGUGGCAGAUAUUUCACAACAAGAAGAAAUUGAAAAGAAAUUAAGGGAUCAAAUAAUUAAAAGAAUACAAGAAGCUAAAAAGUUGGAAGAAACGAAUGAUGAGAAUGCUAUUGAACUAUAUUCGGAAUAUGCUAAAAAAAUCAACUCUCACACAGAUAAUAUAGGAAAUGGUUCAUAUAUUUUAAAUUCCCAAAAUACAGAUAACUGUUCUGAAGAACAGUUUCCUCCAGUUUAUUACGGUUCGGUACUCCAAGAAUGUACUCAAAGACCUAGUUCGGCAAGAGAGUUUGUAAGAAAUCAGUUGCAGUUGAAUUGUAAUGGAGUUUCGUUCACUAAACGUAACAAAACACUUCCAGUUCAUCUUAUUGGUGUAAAACUUCCAAAGUCUGCUAGGGAAAGAUCUAAUACUUGUGUGAUACCAAGAAGAAUUCUGAGGUCAGCUGGAGAUAUAAAUACAUCUGUUCAUCUUCCGAAUAUGGUAUUCCCAAAAGAGAAAGCCAAAAAAUGGGGAGGUUUUGACAACAAAAAAUUCAAUGCAAAUAGUCAUUUUCUUCCGUUAGAUAUAAGUCCAAAGGUUCAAAUUCAAAAUGGAGUAUCCUGGAAUAAAUCUGAGGAUGAAAAUGAAAUAAGUUUCAUAAAUAUUAGUUAGUGUAAUUUAUGAAUUUGAGCACAAAUUUGCAAUGUUCUAAUAUUUUUAUAUUGCUUAUUCAAUGAUUUUUAUUACCAAAGAAUGAUACCAAAGAUGCACAAUGUUGAAAUAUUUUUUUAUUUAGUAGUUUUCAAUAAAUUUUCAUAGCCA